CACGCAUUUAAAAUUUCAUAUACAAAUAAACCCUCUGACUUGAGGUGAUUGAGAUCUCAAAACUAAACCUAAGUAUAACCUCCGGUCUGAUGGAGCUAAUGAAGUUAACAUCAAACGUGAAGCAAAUACAAGAUGAUGUAUUAAAGGAGAUACUUACACUUAAUGCUAACACAGAGUAUCUCCGAGGCUACCUCCAUGGAGCCUAUGACAAAGAGUUAUUCAAGAAGAACGUACCGGUCGUAAGCUACGAUGAUGUUAAGCCAUAUAUCGAACGUGUCGCGAAUGGAGAACCUUCGAAUGUCAUUUCUGGAAAACCCAUUACUAGAUUUCUAUUGAGCUCUGGAACUUCUGGAGGGAAACAGAAGAUAUUCCCUGUUAACAACAAGUUCUUUGAGGACAUGGCAUUUAUCUUCGCUUUACGCUCAUCCCUUAUAUCAAAGCAUAUCGAAGGUGACGAAAAGGGAAAGGUGGUAAUGUUGUUUUUCGCCAGAGAGCAGUCCAUAACUCCAUGUGGUUUGCCCAUUUCUACUUCCGUUACAGGUUAUUUAUUGAGCGACAGUUUUAAGAACCGGCCUUCAAAUUGUUUUACAAGCCCUGACGAAGUGACGUUGUGUCCAGAUCUCAAACAGACUAUGUACUGCCAUCUUCUUUGCGGUCUUCGUCAGAGAGACGAAGUUGUGGCUAUGGCUGCUAGCUUUGCUUCUUCUCUGGUUGGAGCAGUCACAUUUUUUGAGAGCUACUGGAAAGAAAUCUGUAGCAAUAUCCGGUCUGGCCAUGUUAGCGAGUGGAUCACCGACCUUAGUUGCAGAGAGGCUGUUACUAACAUCCUAGGAGGAGGUAAUUCCGAAUUAGCAGAUAAUAUUGAAGAAGAAUGCAACAAAAAAUCUUGGAAAGGUAUAAUCCCACGUCUUUGGCCUAAUGUGAAAUUCAUCCAAAGCAUUGUUACAGGACAAAAUUCUCAAUACAUUCCAAUGUUAGAGUUUUACUCCAACAAAGUGCAUUUGUUCUCCCCCGCAUACGGAUCUUCUGAAACAAUGUUUGGGGUGAAUGUGAAUCCCUUAUGCAAACCAGAAGAUGUAUCAUAUACUUUUAUGCCCAACAUAUCCUACUUUGAGUUCAUACUUGCUGACGAAGGAAACAAAGGUGAAAUUGUUGAUCUUGUGAAUGUCGAGAUUGGGUCCUACUAUGAGCCAUUGAUCACAAACUAUUACGGUUUACACAGAUAUAGAAUGGGAGAUAUUCUACAAGUGUCUGGAUUUUACAAUAAUGCACCUCAAUUUAGGUUCGUAGGCAGAAAAAAUUUGGUUCUAAGCGUCAACUUGGAAGUCACAACUGAAGAAGACAUUUUAAAGGCGUUGAAUAAUGCAACACUUGUUCUUCAACGUUCAGAUUUACUAUUGAUGGGAUUCACAUCCUAUGCUGAUAUCUCCACUCUUCCAGGUCACUACAUUUUUUAUUGGGAACUCAAAGCCAAAAACAUCAGUGACACUAUUAAACCUGAUAACAAAGUAUUGGUUGAAUGUUGUUGUGUAAUGGAGGAAUCAUUAAGUGCUCUUUAUCGGGAGAUAAGGAGUAAAGAUGGAUCUAUUGGACCUCUAGAGAUCAGGGUUGUGCAGCAAGGAACAUUUAAUUCUCUGAUGGAGUUUUCCAUCUCUCAAGGUGCUUCGCCAUCUCAGUACAAGACUCCUAUGUGCAUCAAGUCUUCUGAAGCCUUAGUGGUUCUUGAUAAUAAUGUUCUUGCCCGAUUUUUCAGUGAUAAGUCCCGUCCUUUCUGAUCAGAUAUGGUCUACUGGGAUUAUGGUAACCCUUGGAAACAGUUAGAUCAUAUGGCUGAGAAUAAUGAAGGUACAAAGUUGUUCGGUGAGAUUGGGUUUUGUGCAAGUGUGGUUUGUGAUUUUAAAUCUUUUUUUUAUUGAC
Molecule: messenger RNA, 1917 nt
Organism: Brassica oleracea var. oleracea
Lineage: Eukaryota; Viridiplantae; Streptophyta; Magnoliopsida; Brassicales; Brassicaceae
Product: 4-substituted benzoates-glutamate ligase GH3.12-like
Exons: 4
Coding region: 90-1775 (561 amino acids)
Cellular component (GO): cytoplasm
Molecular function (GO): acid-amino acid ligase activity
Source: RefSeq, a predicted model, not a curated record